Molecule: messenger RNA, 2000 nt
Organism: Sorex fumeus (smoky shrew)
Lineage: Eukaryota; Metazoa; Chordata; Mammalia; Eulipotyphla; Soricidae
Gene: HADHB
Product: hydroxyacyl-CoA dehydrogenase trifunctional multienzyme complex subunit beta
Exons: 16
Coding region: 66-1493 (475 amino acids)
Biological process (GO): fatty acid beta-oxidation
Molecular function (GO): acyltransferase activity, transferring groups other than amino-acyl groups
Source: RefSeq, a predicted model, not a curated record
CCAGUUCACUUGGGUCCGCAGCUUGCGCGCAGCCGGAGUCCCGGGCCGCGGUCUGAGAUUUCAGAAUGACUUCCAUCUUGACUUACACCUUUAAAAGCCUUCCCAGAACAUCAGAAUGGGCCCUGAGAUUCUCAAUAAGACCGCUGAGCUGUUCUUCCCAACUGCGAGCUGCGCCAGCUGUCGAGACCAAGUCAAAGAAGACCUUAGCCAAACCCAAUGCAAGGAAUAUCGUGGUGGUAGAAGGGGUUCGCACGCCGUUUUUGCUGUCAGGCACUUCAUAUAAGGACCUGAUGCCCCACGAUCUGGCUAGAGCAGCACUUACGGGGUUGUUACAUCGAACCAAGAUCCCAAAGGAAGUUGUGGAUUAUAUUAUUUUUGGCACUGUUAUACAGGAAGUGAAAACAAGCAAUGUGGCUAGAGAGGCUGCCCUCGGAGCCGGCUUCUCGGACAAAACCCCUGCCCACACUGUCACCAUGGCUUGCAUCUCUGCCAACCAAGCCAUGACAACAGGUGUGGGGUUAAUUGCUUCUGGACAGUAUGACGUGAUUGUGGCAGGUGGUGUAGAGUUAAUGUCUGAUGUCCCUAUCCGUCAUUCACGGAAAAUGAGGAAAAUGAUGCUUGAUCUCAAUAAAGCCAAAACUCUGGGUCAGCGACUGUCUUUGCUCUCGAAGUUCAGAUUGAAUUUCCUAUCACCUGAGCUCCCUGCAGUAGCCGAGUUCUCCACCAAUGAGACCAUGGGCCACUCUGCAGACCGCCUGGCCGCUGCCUUUUCUGUCACACGAACGGAGCAGGAUGAGUAUGCGCUGCGCUCACACAGCCUGGCCAAGAAGGCGCAGGACGAGGGGCUCCUUUCUGAUGUUGUGCCCUUCAAAGUGCCAGGCAAAGACACAGUUACCAAAGAUAAUGGCAUUCGCCCUUCCUCCCUGGAGCAGAUGGCCAAACUCAAACCUGCAUUCAUCAAGCCCUAUGGCACCGUGACAGCUGCCAACUCUUCUUUCCUGACUGACGGUGCAUCAGCAAUGCUUAUUAUGUCCGAGGAGAAGGCUCUGGCGAUGGGUUACAAACCCAAGGCCUACUUAAGGGAUUUUGUGUAUGUGUCUCAGGAUCCGAAAGAUCAGCUCUUACUUGGACCAACAUAUGCUACUCCAAAAGUCCUAGAAAAGGCAGGAUUAACAAUGAAAGAUAUUGAUGCUUUUGAGUUUCAUGAAGCUUUCUCAGGUCAGAUUUUGGCUAACUUCAAAGCAAUGGAUUCUGAUUGGUUUGCACAAAACUACAUGGGAAGAAAAACCAAGGUUGGACUGCCUCCACUGGACAAGUUCAACAACUGGGGGGGCUCGCUGUCCCUGGGACACCCUUUUGGAGCCACAGGUUGCCGGCUGGUCAUGGCAGCUGCCAACAGGUUACGGAAGGAAGGAGGCCAGUAUGGUUUGGUGGCCGCCUGCGCCGCUGGAGGACAGGGACACGCCAUGAUAGUGGAAGCUUAUCCAAAAUAAGUGCCAGAAGAGGGGACCGGGAGGCUCAGAGCAGCACUCACGGUGGGCGCUGCUGCUUCAGUGACAGCUACCAAGUGUCCUUCCGCGCUCCUUUAGGAAAGCAAAACCUGUGGCCUUCUAUUAAAUACUUUGCAAUUAAGUGUUACCAGUGUUUGAGCUUUUCAGUAAUCCCAGCUUACUGUUCUUUGAGGGAUUUGUCUGUCACCAGAGUCUCACACAGCUCUUAAGCUUAAACAGGUGUUCUUUGUCUCUGUUCUUUGAAGACAACUUGAGUGUGAGAGUUUGGAGAGGAGGUUGGCUGAGGUCUGGAACCAUCUUUGUAGCGCACAGUCUUAUUUGUGACCUAAAGAUAAGUUGUUUUUGCUAUAAAAUGCAAACCAACGUGCCUAUAUUAACCUAAUUAUGAAAAGGUAACUUGUUCUAAACAGCACUGAAAAUGUACAGUAAAUGUUUAGUACAUAAAUACCAUGCUGAAUAGCCUGAAUAAAGUGGAGAACUAUUGAAAAA